UUGGUUGAAAGCUUCGAAAAGGCUGAUGUUGAAGAUAAGGCUGAAGACAAGACUGAAGACAAGAAGGAGGAAUCUGCUUAAAAAAAUCUCAUAUUUUGAAUGUGAAAAAAAGAGAAAAAAAAAAGAAAUAAAAUAUACUAAUUGACAAACAAUUAAAAUUAUAUUUUGUGAAAUGAACAUGUAAGAAUUACACGAGAUUAUUUAAUAUUAUUAAUGAUGUGGAUAGCUAUUUGUAAAAUAGAUUUAAGAUGGUAAUUGUUGCAUGUCUGAUCAUUUCUCGAAUGGUUUUCCUUUUUUUUUUCUUCAAAAGUAAUUAUAAAUAUCCACUAAUUACUGGGAAAAGAAUAAACAUAAUCUUUGUUUUCUGCUACUUGCUUGUAUAUAAUAGAACAACUAAAAGUGACGAUGACUUUUUUUUUUUGUAAUGAUCUUAUAACUAAUUGUUCACUGUACUAAAUGAAGGGUUAAUUUAAAUUUAUAAUCUUUUUUUUUUAUUAUUCAUUAAAAAGUAAAGCGUGUUUUCCCAAGAAUAACAAAGUAGAAAAAAAAAAGGG
Molecule: messenger RNA, 554 nt
Organism: Cokeromyces recurvatus
Lineage: Eukaryota; Fungi; Mucoromycota; Mucoromycetes; Mucorales; Mucoraceae
Exons: 1
Coding region: 249-425 (58 amino acids)
Source: RefSeq, a predicted model, not a curated record